AUGGCCGACGUGGAGCCAGCGGCCCUCGCCGCCUUCGGAGCUCUAGGAGCUCUGGAGGUGGCAGCUCUGAUGGCUCCAGCGGUGGUCGCAGCUUCGACGGCGACGACGGCAGUGGCGAUGGUGGCGUCGGCGGCGGCGGUGGCGUCGGCGGCGGCGGUGGCAGCGGCGGCGGCGGUGGCAGCGGCGGCGGCGGUGGCAGCGGCGGCGGCGGUGGCAGCGGCGGCGGCGGUGGCAGCGGCGGCGGCGGUGGCAGCGGCGGCGGUGAUACAGAGGACAGCAACACUGACCAACUUUACCGCCGCUCGCAGCGCCUUCAAGCCAGCCAGGCUCAGGCUGGCGCGGAUCGCUGAGUCGCAGCUGGCGGCGGAAGAGCGGCUGGCUGCAGCGGCGGCGGAGGCUGCAGCAGCCGAGGCGGCGGCUCAAUCGCAGGCUGAGGGCGAGUGGAUGCCCCCCCAAUCGGACGGGGCCGCAGACAGCUGGUGGUUGGAGGAGGCGGAGGGGCGGCCGCUGGAGGAUGGGACGACCAUGUCCUACCUCGAGGUGCUCGAAGAAGAAGCUCGGAGCCAGAGGCUCCGGCUUCACAUCGAGCACCAGCUCCUGCGGCAAGAGGAGAACCGGCAACUGCUCUUCGAGAGUAGAUGCGGGAUCUGCCUCUGUGACUUCUCCGAGGUGGAAGAGACGGCGACCAUCUGCCAGCUUGGCUGUCACCACACCCACGCUUUCUGUGCGGGCUGCUUGCGGAGCGCCUUUGGAGCUCGGUCAAACCAGCAGGCCCCACCGGAGUGCCCGCUGUGUAAAGCACAGGUCUCGGAGGCCGACCAGGCCUUCGUCGAGGCGGCGGCCGGCCGCUCGGCGGCGUGCCAUGCGGCCAAAACGCGGGCAGACGCGGACGCCACGCGCCAGGCCGCAUGGGACGCCCUCCCGCCGGCGGCGGAGAAGGUGAGCCUCCCUGAUGCGAGGGCGCCACCGGCGGUGCCGCCGGGAGGCGAGUGGGAGUGCAUUGACGCGCACAGCGCCUUCCAGUGCGCCGUCUCCCCGUGCAGUCACGUUCUCGAGGUACCGGAUUCGCUGCGAGGCGAGUGGGCGAGAGCAAAUGUCGACGUCUUCGACUUCAUUCAGGCUGCCAAGAGCUCGGGCGAUGAGCUGGCGCUCGAGCGCGGGCUCAAGUGGCAACUAUGUCUGCAUGACGUGCUCCUGCGAGGGCCGGCGCGCACCUCUCGGGGCGGCGGUCGCUCCAUCGACGUGUCGACGUCUCUCGCCCUGCGCUUCCAGCGGUGGCGCAACGGCGAGCGGGCCGCCCUCCUCUGCGCCUGGGAGGCCGAUCGCACCAGAGCGUGGUCGGCUCGGCGUCGGAGCGCGCAUCGCCGCGAGAGCUUCGAGGAGCGGACGGAGCGAGAGCGCUCGGCAGCGGUGUCCGCGGCGCUCGCGCUCUUCGCGGACGGCGAGAUCUCUCGCGCGAUGCGGAUGCUUCACUCGCUGGGCAUUGCCGACCUCUCGGCCUCCGUGCUCCUGCAGCUGCGCAGGAAGCACCCGGAGCGCGAUCGCCCCGUCCCGCACGACCUGCCCGUGCAGGUCCCGGCGGUGCGGGUGAGCCUCACCGAGACGUUCCGCAAGCUGCGGCGGCGCGCGGGCACCGGGCCUUCGGGCAACCGCAACGAGUACCUCAGGGUGCUCACCCACUCCUUCGACGACGCCAAGGCCGACAGCGUCAUGCAGAAGUACGAUGCCUUCGCCUCGGAGCUCGCCAGCGGGGACUUGCCGACCUGGUUCUACGGCGCCGCCUCGAUCGCCUCGUUGAUGCCUCUCGUCAAGAAGGCGGUCACGCAGGCCGACGUGGAGGCCAUGCGACAGCCUGACGUGCGGCCAGUGGCGGUGGGCGAGGUCACCCUGCGGUCCAUCCUCACCUCGGUGACUGCCAGCGUGGCCCCGGCGAUGGCGGACGUGCUCGCGCCACAGCAGGUGGCGGUAGGAGUCUCGGGCGGAAUCUCGAUCAUGAUCAACGGGAUCCGCAUCUUGCUCGAGCAGCGAGGCGACUUUGUGCUCGUCAAGAUCGACCUCAAAAACGCGUACAACGAGAUCGAUCGGUCGGCGCUUCUCCGCCGCUGCUCGGAGGUGCCGGAGCUGGCGCCGUUCAUGCCGCUUCUUCACGCGACGCUCAUGUCCGCGACGAGCCUGCUCGUCGGGCCCCAGCGGACGCGGCUCUUUGAGCAGCACCACCUCGAGGGGCAGACGUGCCGCGCUGAGACGUCGCGUGGCGGCGACUCGGCGACCGGCACGCAGCAGGGCGGGCCUCCAUCGAGCGGCGCCUUCUGCAUCGCCAUCCAGCCGGAGCUGGCUGCCCUCGACGCCGAGCUGAGGCCGUUCGGUGGCGGGGCUUGGGCGGAGAUGGACGACAUCUUCGCGCUAGGACCGGCGGCCGCCGUGUUCCCGGCGGUCAAGCGCUUUGGCGAGGCGGUCAAGGCGUCGCUCAACCUCGAGAUGCAGGUCUCGAAGCUCGAGUGCUUCUCUCCCGAGUACAACCUCUCGCACUGCCUGUGGCGGGAGGCGUUGGGCGCGCCAGUCGGCAUGGUGCUGGUGCCGGAGGAGGAUGGCGGGUCGCGGACGUACCGAGGCGUGAUGGUCGCGGGCUGCCCAAUGGGGGAGGCAGGGUUUGUGGAUGCGUGGUUACGCGCCCAGGGUCCCGUGGAAAGCCCGAUUGUCCCCUUGGCCAGAAAGCCCCCGCACGGGCAGCUGUGGGCCGCCAUCUACUACUCCUGCUCCGCCAAGUUCGACUUCAUCCUUCGGCACCUCCCUCCCGACAAGACGGUGUCCCACGCUCGCGUCGUCGACGCUGCGCUCACCCGUGCCGCUGAGGCGUGCGGCUACGAGGGCGUGCUCGGCGACGCCAUCACCGCGCGGCGGGCUCGCCUGCCUGCGCGGAUGCGCGGCCUCGGCCUGCGCUCGCUCGAGGAGGUGGCGCCGGCUGCGUUCUGCGCCUGCUUUGUCGAGGCGGCCGAGAGGUUCCUCGACAGGUCGACGCCCGGCGGCGGCAGAGAGCGCGGCUUCUUCCAGAUGCUCGCUCCGCUCUUCGGCCACGGCGCCUUCGAGUUGCCGUACCCGAACAGCCCUCGCCUCUCGCGCUUCCUCUCGGGCUGCACCACCAACGUCAACCCGCUCGGCGCGCAGCUGGGGCAGCUGACGCCGACGGGCGAGUCCUUCAAGAAGGCGUGGGAGGGCAUGCAGCGAGAGGUCCGCGGCGAGGGCGUGGCGGGACCUCUCGAUGUCCGGGCUCCCGAGGCUGGCAACGGGCGGGCCGGCAGCGCUGGGCUACAGCGGCAGCUGACGCAGCAGCGGGAGCAGGUCAAGCGCAACCAGCUCAGCCGCAGCAUCCUCGGGCUGCCGCACGGCGACACGCGGCGGGAGGCGUGGCUGGCCGUCGACUCGUUCUCGUCCGCGUGGGUGAGCUCAUGGCCCUCGGCUCAGAACCGGUGCGAGGCGCGCGAGUUCCGCGAGAUCUUCUGCACCUACCUCGGCCGGGAGAGCCCAGCCGUGCGCGCGCUCGUGGGCAAGAGCAUCGCCUGCUCCGGCCGCGGCCCUCCUCGAGUCUGCGAUGCCUUUGGCGUCCAGCUGGGCUUGGCGACGCUCAACGACCGCGCCCACGGCAACUGCCACGACGACAUCUUCUCACGCGUGAUCGGUGAUGCGCUGCACGCGGGGCUGCGCGGCAAGGAGGAACCGCGCGAGAUCUUCAGCGCCGUCAUCCCGCCUGUCACACUCAACGGCACAGCUGGCACGCGCGGCAAGAACGGCAUCGUGCCGGAUGGGCGCCUGCACUGCAAGCUGCGCGAGUCCCGCACGGCGCGCUGCACGGGCACACGAGGCCAGGCGCAUCCGUCUGUCCGGUGGCGCGGCACGACAGUGCAGCGCGGGCCCGAGCAGCCGCCGGCGGAGCACCUCCUCGAGGGCAAGACCAUCCACCGCGGCGGGCCUCACUACAUGAGCGCUCGGGCGCGCGACGAUGGCCAGGGCGGCGCUGUCGCCGACAGGGCGAACCUUGUCCAGCGCGACUACGAGGCGCGGGCGGCGGCGCUCGAUGCCAAGCCGCACGUGCAGGCAUGGAACAACGGCUCGAGGGACGCCGUUUCCUCCGUGCUGCGCUCGUUUGGCACCGUGCGCAGCCUCGUUGUCGGGGCCUACGCGGAGGCGUCGGACGACCUGCACCAGCUGUUCGACUGUGUGGUGGAGUCGGCAUCCAAGCAGCACUGGAGGCGGAUCGGCGCGCGUAGCGCGAAGGAGGCGCGGUCCUACUUCGCUACGACGCUGCGGCGGGCGUGGGGCGUGCACUUUGCGCGCGAGUUCGCGCGGCACCGCAUCCGACGCGUGGUGUUCGUGGGGGCCCCGCGGCGACAGCCGGGCAGGCCUCUCGCGACGGCCGAUGGAGACUGGCCAGCGCUGUCGGCGGGCGAGUUUGCGGCGCACGCGCUGCGCGUAGGCGGCGCGUGGGCGGGCGGCCCGCCCGGCCGUCGAAGGUUAAUGCAACGGUGGCGUGCGCUGCUGCAGGACGUCGCUUCCUACCUCGCGGUUCGCUGCCUCGAGCUGCUCGCUCGGGCGGUGCCGCUGGCCGCUGUCCUUCCCGCCGGCCGGGCUUGCGGCUGGCUAGUGGCCCGUGCUGGCGGGUGGCGCACCGGCGUGGUGCGGUCCAACGUGCGCAGCCUCUGCAGCAGUGGGGAGGAGGCCGCGGCGCUCGGGCGGCGCUCGCUGCUACACCUCGGCCAGGCGAUUCUACUCACGCUGCAGCCGCCGUCGCGAGACGAGACGCUCCGCCGCGCGCUGCGGUGCGACCCGCAGUGCGGCGCCGCGCUGGCGGAGCUGGUCGAGGACGCGCGCGCGGGCGGCGUGGUUGUCUGCUCGGCGCACAUCGGCGUGUGGGAACUGCUGCCGCGGCUGCUGGCGGCGCAGCUGCCGCAGUGCGCCGUCGAGCAGGGGCGGCUGGUGUACAGGUGA
This is a messenger RNA of Emiliania huxleyi CCMP1516, 4983 nucleotides long. RefSeq lists its product as hypothetical. NCBI's taxonomy places the organism in Eukaryota, Haptophyta, Isochrysidales, Noelaerhabdaceae. The coding region runs from base 1 to 4983 and encodes 1660 amino acids. The transcript is spliced from 5 exons. The record is from RefSeq and is a predicted model, not a curated record.